GUCCCGUUAGAUUCUCGGCAUUGGUGGGAAGGACUGGUUGCAGCGUAGUGCCUUUCGAAAGAGGAGCAGAAAGGCGCAUCCUGCACCCAGUGAUUACCUGAUACAGAGCCCAUGGCGGAGAUAGUCGUGCAGUUCUGGGUUUUUCUGAAAGCUGUGGGAAUGAGGAGUAAAGUAUUAAGAGUAUUAAGGGAGAGCAUGGCCCUUCCGCUUUAAGAAGCUGUAUACAGAAAACAUGCGCAGAAGUAGGAGUUUAAUAGCUGAGGUCAGGGGAUCCCGUGUGUAUGAAACCCUCUCACUUGGCAGGCCUCACCAGAUGCCCCUGUUGGUGCCAGGAAUAGAGCUCUGGAGCUGGGCUGGAAGGACACCUCUAGCAUGACAGGUGUCGACAUCCCACCUGCUUUGUAAUCAUGAAGGAAACAGACCGGGAGGCUGUUGCGACAGCGGUCCAGAGGGUUGCUGGGAUGCUUCAGCGCCCGGACCAGCUGGAUAAAGUCGAGCAGUAUCGCAGAAGAGAGGCCCGGAAAAAGGCCUCUGUGGAGGCCAGAUUGAAGGCUGCGAUCCAGUCCCAGUUGGAUGGUGUGCGUACAGGCCUGAGCCAGCUCCACAGCGCGCUGAACGACGUCACAGACAUCCAGCGGUCCCUGGCCGAUGUCAGCAGAGACUGGAGGCAGAGCAUCAACACCGUUGAGAGUCUCAAGGAUGUGAAGGACGCUGUUGUGCGGCACAGCCAGCUUGCUGCCGCCGUGGAAAACCUCAAGAACAUCUUCUCAGUGCCCGAGAUCGUGAGGGAGACCCAGGACCUCAUAGAACAGGGGGCACUCCUGCAGGCCCACCGGAAGCUGAUGGACCUGGAGUGCUCCCGGGACGGGCUGAUGUAUGAGCAGUACCGCAUGGACAGUGGGAACACUCGUGACAUGACCCUCAUCCACGGCUACUUCGGGAGCACACAGGGGCUUUCGGACGAGCUGGCCAAGCAGCUGUGGAUGGUGCUGCAGAGGUCACUGGUCACUGUUCGCCGUGACCCCACCUUGCUGGUCUCAGUUGUUAGAAUCAUCGAAAGGGAAGAAAAAAUUGACAGGCGCAUACUCGACCGAAAAAAGCAAACUGGUUUUGUUCCUCCCGGGAGGCCCAAGAACUGGAAGGAGAAAAUGUUUGCCAUCUUGGACAGAACUGUGACCACGAGAAUUGAGGGCACACAGGCAGACACCAGGGAGUCGGACAAGAUGUGGCUCGUCCGCCACCUGGAAAUUAUACGGAAGUACGUGCUAGAUGACCUCAUUGUUGCCAAAAACCUGAUGGUUCAGUGUUUCCCCCCGCAUUAUGAAAUCUUCAGAAACCUCCUGAGCAUGUACCACCAGGCCCUGAGCACGCGGAUGCAGGAGCUCGCGUCCGAAGACCUGGAAGCCAAUGAGAUCGUGAGCCUGUUGACUUGGGUCUUGAACACCUACACAAGUGCAGAGAUGAUGGGGAACGCGGAGCUGGCCCCAGAAGUGGAUGUCAGCACCCUGGAGCCUUUGCUUUCUCCAGAUGUGGUCUCUGAGCUGCUUGACACAUACAUGUCGACUCUCACUUCAAACAUAAUUGCCUGGCUGCGGAAAGCACUAGAAACAGACAAGAAAGACUGGCUGAAAGAGACGGAGCCCGAAGCCGACCAAGACGGGUACUACCAGACGACACUCCCUGCCAUCGUCUUCCAGAUGUUUGAACAGAAUCUCCAAGUUGCUGCUCAGAUAAGUGAAGACCUGAAAACAAAGGUACUAGUUCUGUGUCUUCAGCAAAUGAAUUCUUUCCUGAGCAGAUACAAGGACGAAACCCAGUCGUACAAAGAACAACACCUGAGGGACCGGCAGCACCCGCACUGCUACGUGCAGUAUGUGAUCGCCAUCAUCAACAACUGCCAGACCUUUAAAGAAUCCAUAGUCAGUUUAAAGAGGAAGUACUUGAAAAGUGACGCGGAAGCAGGCGUGUCUCUGAGCCAGCCAAGCAUGGAUGGGAUUCUGGACGCCAUUGCGAAGGAAGGCUGUGGCAGCCUGCUGGAGGAGGUCUUCCUGGACCUGGAGCAACAUCUCAGUGAGCUGAUGACGAGGAAGUGGCUGUUGGGGUCCAACGCCGUGGACACCAUUUGUGUUACCGUGGAAGACUAUUUCAAUGACUUUGCCAAAAUUAAAAAGCCGUAUAAAAAGAGGAUGACGGCAGAGGCGCAGCGGCGCGUGGUGCUGGAGUACCUGCGGGCCGUCAUGCAGAAGCGCAUCUCCUUCCGCAGCGCAGAGGAGCGCAAGGAGGGCGCAGAGAGGAUGGUCCGGGAGGCCGCGCAGCUCCGCCACCUGUUCCGGAAGCUGGCCUCCGGUUUUGGGGAGGAUGCAGAUGGGUACUGUGACACCAUCACUGCCGUCGCAGAAGUUAUUAAGCUGACAGACCCGUCUCUUCUCUAUCUGGAAGUCUCCACGCUGGUCAGCAAAUACCCAGACAUCAGGGAUGACCACAUCGGUGCACUGCUGGCCAUGCGGGGGGACACCAGCCGGGACAUGAAGCAGACCAUCAUCGAGACGCUGGAGCAGGGCCCGACGCAGGCAAACCCGAACUACGUGCCCAUCUUCAAGGAGAUCGUGGUCCCCAGUCUGAACGUGGCGAAGCUCCUCAAGUAGCCCGUGGGCCCCAGCCUCGCUGUGGCGCUGUGCCCGUCCCCCACCCGUGGCCCCGGCCUUGUGACGCUGUGCCCGUCCCCCACCCUUGGAAAUGCGUGGCGGCCAGAGGGACAUGAGACGCCCAGGUCCCGCAUGCCUGCCUCUGGUGGGACCGCGCUCGUGGCUUCUUGAUGAGUGAGCUCUCUGAUGGUCAUGGCUCUUCUGGUUUUCUCCUCUCUUGUCGUUUGAGGGGGCCUCAUGGUGCCUGUCCCCCUUAAUCCCUGGGUCUCCCCUCAUUUCUGCACGGUGUAAACACCUCCAAAACUCUGCCACUCAAUAAAAGAGUCUAAACUCUUGCAGGAAAA
This is a messenger RNA of Acinonyx jubatus (cheetah), 2989 nucleotides long. RefSeq names its product exocyst complex component 3 (gene EXOC3). NCBI's taxonomy places the organism in Eukaryota, Metazoa, Chordata, Mammalia, Carnivora, Felidae. Gene Ontology annotation, biological process: exocyst localization; exocytosis. The record is from RefSeq and is a predicted model, not a curated record. Gene Ontology annotation, molecular function: SNARE binding. The transcript has 13 exons. Gene Ontology annotation, cellular component: exocyst. Bases 408 to 2645 code for a protein of 745 amino acids.